Messenger RNA from Carcharodon carcharias (great white shark), 867 nucleotides. It is a transcript of the gene eif3k, whose product is annotated as eukaryotic translation initiation factor 3, subunit K. Gene Ontology annotation, molecular function: ribosome binding; translation initiation factor activity. Gene Ontology annotation, cellular component: eukaryotic translation initiation factor 3 complex; cytoplasm. The record is from RefSeq and is a predicted model, not a curated record. Gene Ontology annotation, biological process: regulation of translational initiation. The coding region runs from base 122 to 778 and encodes 218 amino acids. The transcript is spliced from 8 exons. NCBI's taxonomy places the organism in Eukaryota, Metazoa, Chordata, Chondrichthyes, Lamniformes, Lamnidae.
GCCGCUUUCCCCUUUGACCUCCCCGGUGUGGUGGUGGAGCAGCGUGUGCCGAGGCCUCGUUCGCUCGUUCCAGGUCCGAAAGCGUCGAGUGCGGAGCGGGGGAGAGGCCCGCGGUCCAGCCAUGAGCGCCAUCGAGCAGAUGAGGGCCAAUGUGGGGAAGCUGCUGAAAGGCAUCGACCGGUAUAACCCUGAGAAUCUCUCAACGUUGGAACGCUAUGUGGAGACACAGGCCAGGGAGAACGCAUAUGAUCUGGAAGCCAAUCUGGCAGUUCUUAAGCUGUAUCAGUUCAAUCCCGCUUUCUUCCAGACCACCGUCACUGCACAGAUCUUGCUGAAAGCGCUGACGAACCUGCCACACACAGAUUUCACACUCUGUAAAUGUAUGAUUGACCAGACGCAUCAAGAGGAGCGACCGAUCCAACAGAUCCUGAAUCUCGGCGAUCUGCUGGAGACCUGUCACUUCCAGGACUUCUGGCGCAACCUGGAAGAAAACUCUGAGCUGAUUGAUGGCAUAACGAGCUUUGAAGAUUCAGUACGAAAAUUUAUCUGUCAUGUCGUUGGAAUCACUUAUCAAACAAUUGAGAAAUGGCUGCUGGCUGAAAUGUUAGGAGAUCUGACAGAUACACAAUUGCAAGUUUGGAUGAGUAAAUACGGCUGGACUGAGGCCGUACCGGACAAAAUCUUCAUCUGCAAUCAAGAAGAAAGUAUCAAACCCAAAAACAUUGUGGAAAAGAUAGAUUUUGACAGUGUGGCUAGCAUCAUGGCGUCAUCACAGUGAGCUCCUGCUAUUUCAAACUUCCAGUCAUUUUUUGUUUUCUGACCAAAAUGCUAUUUCUAUAAUUCUUGUCAAUAAAAUUAUUGAAAUUA